UCCCUUCCAGACGAGGCUUUAACCUUGCGAGCUAAGGACCAAGGAUGGACGGAACUACAAAUAGGUUACAUGUGCCAAGCUCUAGCGCAGGCUCAUGACGCAUGGGCCUGCCGGGAGGUUCCGGUGGGGUGCGUCGUUGUACGUGACGGCGACGUCGUCGGCCGAGGUCACAAUCUCACCAACAAAACUCGUAACGGGACUCGGCACGCGGAGAUGAUUGCAAUUGAUCAAAUCCUAGCCGCGUGCGGCGGUGCCGUGCAAGAUGCGGCGUUCGAAAGGUGUGAUCUGUAUGUCACCGUGGAGCCGUGCAUCAUGUGCGCCGGGGCGCUGUCGUUGCUGGGUUUUCGGAAGGUGUUUUUCGGCUGCGGGAACGACCGCUUCGGGGGCUGCGGCUCCAUCCUUCCCGUCAACCAGGAGGGUUGCGGUCCCUGUGCAAGGCAAGCAUCGGCGGGCACUCACGCCGGGCGCGGCUUUCCUGCCCAGGGCGGGCUGUUUGCCGAGCAGGCGGUGGAGCUGCUGCGGGAAUUUUACGCCGCGGGUAAUCCAUGCGCGCCACGUCCACAUCGGCCGGUGCGGAGAGAGGCGUAACCGAUGUCCUGUGCUGCGAAGGUCAAGCCUUUUCAUUGCCCCGCCUCGCGCCUCUUCCAAUGGACAGAAAGUCAGCAGCGAAUACGCCAAUGGACACCGAGCAUGUACGCGUCAGGCAACAAACAACCACAUAGAAACGUUUUUGACGUUUGUGUAACAUUUGGUUGCCG
Messenger RNA from Volvox carteri f. nagariensis, 758 nucleotides. RefSeq lists its product as uncharacterized. Lineage: Eukaryota; Viridiplantae; Chlorophyta; Chlorophyceae; Chlamydomonadales; Volvocaceae. Bases 70 to 588 code for a protein of 172 amino acids. Gene Ontology annotation, molecular function: zinc ion binding; tRNA-specific adenosine-34 deaminase activity. The record is from RefSeq and is a predicted model, not a curated record. The transcript has 7 exons. Gene Ontology annotation, biological process: tRNA wobble adenosine to inosine editing.